AUGCCUUCAGUGACAGCAACGAUGGUUCCCUUUCUUCGUGUGGGAACGCCUGUGGUGUCUCAGGAACCUAUGAUUGACGAGGAGGAUCACCAUCAAAAUUGCUCAAAGUGGCGUAAGAUAUCGAAAAAGCUAUCGCUGAAGCGGAAACGAAAUGAGCGUGUUCAAGAAUCCUGCUUGGGCGACCAGAACGCGAACAAGGAGACGCAUGCGGCCAGAAUCAGUCGUGAAAUGAAGACAACCGUGGAGGCGAUCGCGUACAUUGCCGAACAUAUGAAAGGCGAAAUGAACGACAAAAAGGUCUUAAUAGUUCUUCAUUUCAUAUUUUCAGUAUUAAUAACAUUGGUGCUGUGCUCAUCCGACGAGGAUCAGCUGGUGACGGAUCUAUUCAACGGCUACAAUUCACUCAUUCGACCAGUACCGAACGCCUCUUCACCACCGAUAGAGGUGGCGUUCAGUUUGGCAUUGGUGCUGCUUAUAAACAUCGAUGAGAAAAAUCAGAUCAUGCAUACAAACGUCUGGCCAACAAUGCGUUGGAAAGACUAUCAAAUGCGCUGGGAUCCGAGAUUCUACGGAAACAUCGAAACAAUACGAGUUCCUCCCGACAAAGUCUGGCUUCCGGAUAUUGUGCUGUUCAACAACGCUGAUGGCAAUUACUUGGUGUCGUUCUACUCAAAUGUCGUCGUUGAACACACCGGAGAAAUGCUGUGGGUCCCACCAGCGGUUUAUAAAUCGAGCUGCAUAAUCGAUGUUGAAUAUUUUCCGUUUGACGAACAAGUCUGUGCGCUGACGUUUGGCUCAUGGACCUUCAAAAAAGAGGAGGUGCAGAUUUCAUAUUUGAUGGGAAAGAAACAGGUAAAAGCUACUCUCCUGAAGAAGUUUCCAAUUAUGAUUUGA
Molecule: messenger RNA, 894 nt
Organism: Ostertagia ostertagi
Lineage: Eukaryota; Metazoa; Nematoda; Chromadorea; Rhabditida; Trichostrongylidae
Source: the annotation of a GenBank genome assembly